AAAUGAACAAGAAAAGUUUAAAUAAAUUCUCCAAAAAUGAACACCCUUUUGAAGAAUUCAGUCAUUAUUCUAUUCAUGAUGAUGUUCUUGGCUAUGGCUAGUGCAGCUGAACCAACGGCUGCUGAAUGCAAGAAAGAGAGAAAGCUUGCAGUGAAUGCAUGCAAAAGUGUGUUGUAUGGUAGGAAUCCAUCAGCUUUAUGUUGCCAACGAGCUCGGGUUAGCCAUGUUGAGUGCAUAUGCCCUGCCAUCACUCCUGCUUUGGCUGCACUUAUUGAUGUCAAUCGUUUCGUUAAACUUAUCAGAGGUUGUGGACGCAGAGUCCCUCGUCAUUUCAAGUGUGGAAGUAUUACAACACCAUGAGAAUUAAAAAGGAAUAUGAGGAUUAUAAUAUAGCAAUCUUAUGUUAUGUAACAAAUGCAUUGGGGAAUAAGCUUCAAGGUUUAUGUCUAUGUAUUAAAAAGUAAAUUAUGUGUGAUGUGGUUGUAAUAUGAAAUAAAGGGUAUGAUUAUGAUGGAUUGGUACAUCGAUAUUAUGAUAAUCUAUAAGUUAAACAGUUUAUAAUGAUGUAUGAUUCAUUC
Cynara cardunculus var. scolymus (artichoke) is the source of this 578-nucleotide messenger RNA. RefSeq lists its product as uncharacterized. Lineage: Eukaryota; Viridiplantae; Streptophyta; Magnoliopsida; Asterales; Asteraceae. Bases 37 to 360 code for a protein of 107 amino acids. The record is from RefSeq and is a predicted model, not a curated record. The transcript has 2 exons.